AUGGCCUCGUCAGAAGUCGUGGCAGAAGCGUCGAACGUGACGAAUCCGAACGGGAUAGGCGUGGAGUUGGUCACUCAGAUCAUGUAUGAUAUGGUGAGUCGGUCGCACGUCAUCUGAAGGGUUUAUUGUUUGUCUUUUGCGUCGGCUGCAAUUCAAAUCCAUGUUUGUUGUGCGGACGUCGUCAAGUGCUAGCUAGAGGAAAGGCCAAGAUUCUGCACGUUUCCUGGCGGGAAACCGUACUUCCUGCCCGCAACCAAAUCCCAUUAUACUAAAAGCCCUGGCAAUCAUGUUUCACUUCCGCUUUUCUCGCGAAUUCUGGAACAAAAGCGCUCGUGAUUCGAUUCCCCCCCUUUUCUGUGUCUUUGUCUCGAAAUGCGGCGAAACAACCACCAGUGCCGCUCGAAGAAUCCCAUCAAUUAUGCUCAUCGCCGUGAUGACUUUUUGUCGACGUCAAUCGUGUGUGUUGCUGCCACGUCAUUCCACGCGGGGGGGGACUUUGUGGAGCCAAUACAGAAGGAGCAGUUCUGAAACAUCUCGAAAUCCCAGAAUUAGCAUUGAAUAAAGAGCCAAAAGUUACGCAAAGUUAAAGUACGCGACGAAAAAACACGAAACAUGGGCCGGAAAAAAUCUGUCUCGAGAUCCAACUUAUAUUUCAAAAAGCGGCAAAUUUUGUGCUUAACAACUUUUUUGUUGAUCAUUCUAUUCCAAUUGUAAACAGUAUUCACACAUUUCAGAAGAAGUACAAUAUAGUGACGGACGUGUUGCCACCGCCGAAUCACGAAGAUCUUCAUGUCAUGAUCAUGGCCGUAUCAUAUCUUCUUUUGUUUUUAUUAGGUAAGAAUUACUAUAGACUCGGCCGAACGGAAAUAUAAAAAAAGUGUGAGAUGAGGCGGCUUAGAAAUGUCUGCCAACAGGUACCUGUGGCAACGUGGCAGUGCUGACCACAAUCUACCACGUCGUUCGUUCCUCGCGCGCCACUCUCGACAACACGCUCAUCUACGUGAUCGUCCUUUCGUGCGUCGACUUCGGAGUCUGUCUUUCUCUUCCGAUCACUGUCAUUGAUCAGGUUCGAAGAAUCCUUCAGAAUCCCUUUGAACAUCUCCUUCCAGAUUUUGGGCUUCUGGAUGUUCGGAGUGAUUCCCUGUAAGCUGCACGCCGUUUUCGAGAACUUUGGCAAGAUCCUGAGUGCUCUCAUCCUGACGGCGAUGAGUUUCGACCGAUAUGCGGGCGUGUGUCACCCGCAGAAGAAGUUCCUGCGGUCGCGAAACUUUGCGAUCACAAUUCUGCUAGGUACAUCCCCGCUUACCGUAAUCCUCCAACUCAUCUCAAUUCUCAGGCCUCGCCGUCUACGCAUUCAUCUCAUUAUGCCCUCUUCUGUGGUCGUUCACCGCCCGCGAGAUCAUUCUUUACGCCAAGGAAACAGGUGAUCUCCUCAUUUCUGAUCCCCUCCCUCCCCACUAGCUAGCCGUUUCCAAUUCUUUUUCCAAUUUUGUCGUCCAAUUACUUCUCUCGCCGCUAAUACUUUUGGGAUUAAUUGAGUGGUGCGAAGAGAGAGAGAGAGAGAGAGUGAAAAAAAAUGGAAAUUUCAAAAAGAACAAAAGGAUGGAUUUCAGCGCCGAGUACGUUGACACGAAUGAAAAUCGAAAAGUGCACAGUCGACAUCGACUCUUCAAUGUUCACCGCGUUCACUAUUUAUCAGGCAAGUUCCGGACACGCUCAACUUUAAAGUAUUUUGGGGUCCCAAGUUUUGAGCAAGUUUUGAGGGGUACAAGAAAAAAUCGCACGAAAUGACUGAACUAUUUCGACAAUCGAACAAACGGCAGAUUAUCCUUUAGUGCUGAGACUUGCAGUGAACAUACUUUGCACCCUUUGCGGGCCUACAAAACCCUAAACUCCCCCCACAUUUCAGUUCGUCCUCUGCUACUGCUUCCCUCUCGUCCUCAUCGCCUAUUUCUACACGAAACUGCUCAGCAAACUCCGUGAGCAUACACGCACUUUCAAGGUUCAAAUUGCCCAGAAGUUCACAACAAUCGCCAAUUCUCAGAGUUCUCAAAUCCCAUUUCUGCACAUUUCUCUCUACACGCUCGCCGUCGCCUGCUUCUAUUUUCUGUGUUGGACACCGUUCUGGAUGGCCACCGUCUUCGCCGUCUACCUCGAGAAUUCGGCCAACUCCAGCAGUGUGCCGCCUGUUUUCGUCUACAUUAUGUACUUUAUUCACGCGCUUCCGUUCACAAACUCGGCGAUCAAUUGGAUUUUAUACGGUAUGGAAUCGAAACGAAAAAGGCAAUGCAAUGAAAUUCAGGCGCUCUCAAUGGUCAACUGCAGCAGAGAUAUCGAUCGAAUCGGUCGAAUUCCACGAAGAAAACGACGACGGGCACUUCGCAAGCGAUGCAUAACAAGACGUUGACCACUUUGCCCACUGGAUCCGCUUAUCAGGUACGCAACUUGUUCACGACAACUAGAAAAAAAGGAAUUUCCGUGAAAACUCUUCAUUUUGUAUGGGAUUUUUGCAACGAAGCUUCUCGCUAAAUCCAACAAACAAUGAGCGCUCAUUAAUUUUACGUUAAAAAAUACUUUUUUUCAACAAAAAUCCUUCAUCUUUGGGCACGUUUACCUCCAGAACCAAGGAUUCUUUGAAAAAGUGGUCAAGAGAAAGGUUAUUGAACGUCUUGUACUGAAUAACUUUGCAAAUGAUAAUUUGACCCCAAAUCUUGCUGUUCUUGAGUCAUAGUGUAGUUUUUAAACAGUAUUCACUGCGAAAGAGCGAUAAACAAAAUUACGUGAAAGUUCGCCCAACUCUUCUCCAAUUUUUACUGAAAAAGGAGGCUGAGUCGCUACGCAGCCGAUUGUCGAAACGGCGGAAAAAUUUGAAUGAAUGGCUGAAUAAUCCUUGUCCGCCAAAGAGUUAUACCGAAUUUUCGUUAAUUCUUCUGCAAAAACUAAAAGUACAAUGUAUUUUUCAGGUGAACGGUUCGAUGACGUCGAUCGCGGCGGCGGCUGUCUCAUCGGCGCCGACCGGAAGCGUGACGAACGGGCACCACGAAGUGCUCGUGGCGACGUCGAACGCCGACGACGAAGUUGCGAUGGACGUGGUCGACGUGCGUCUGCUCAGCAGUCAUAACCCCACUUUUCUCUGA
Molecule: messenger RNA, 3137 nt
Organism: Caenorhabditis sp. 36 PRJEB53466
Lineage: Eukaryota; Metazoa; Nematoda; Chromadorea; Rhabditida; Rhabditidae
Source: the annotation of a GenBank genome assembly